Messenger RNA from Tripterygium wilfordii, 1411 nucleotides. RefSeq names its product F-box protein CPR1-like. Bases 185 to 1075 code for a protein of 296 amino acids. NCBI's taxonomy places the organism in Eukaryota, Viridiplantae, Streptophyta, Magnoliopsida, Celastrales, Celastraceae. The record is from RefSeq and is a predicted model, not a curated record. The transcript has a single exon.
GUGGUGCUCGAAUUUCCAAGAACCUGAUUUUGUGGGAGAGCACUACCUCACCAACGCCGUCAGAGGUACCAAUCUUCGUACCAUUGUUAAGAGUGUUUCUCUCUACGAUCCACUUCUCUACAGUUCACUUCCUGCCAGUUUAUCUCGUAUUGUUAUUAAUUUCUACUUAUUGUCUAAUCAAACUAUGCGAGUGGAAGAAACAAUCAAUAUACCAACUGCUGUUCCCACAUCAAGUUUUCCGAUUGAGGAUAUGAUCGGUCAAUGUGAGGGCUUGAUUCUCUUGUGCGGUAUCAAUUAUUUUGAUCCGAUUUUGCUUUUGAAUCCUGCAACACAAGAGCUGAAAACCCUCCCUCAGUCCUCUGUUGAGCGUCCUCCCGACACGAAUAGGGUCUAUUUUACCGCAUUGGGUUUGGGUUAUGAUUGUUGCACUACUGAUUAUAAGGUGGUGCGCUUUGCUGUUUACUCUCAUUACCCUGAGGGCUAUCCUAUUGACCAAGUUGAGUUAUACACCCUAAGCAGUAAUUCUUGGAGACCAAUUACUAAUCCCUUCGGGCCUGUUGUGCUGCGCCAAUCACGUUUCAACAUAUAUUUGAACGGACACUGUCAUUGGUGGUUGACUCAAAUGCCGUAUGAAGGAGAGAAGAUCCUUGCAUUUGACAUGACACAAGAGACUUUUAAAGCUAUGGAGUUACCCUCUUGUUCUGAGUUUAUCUUUCAUUGGUUGGAACAGGAGCCGGAACUUAGAGUAUUUUGUAAUUAUCUUGCUGUUUUUGCACAUUCAAGGGAGAAUAUGGACUGCUUUGAGAUAUGGGUAAUGAAAGAGUAUGGUGUCAUGGAGUCUUGGACAAAACGACUGGUGAUUGGUCCAAUCGCAGGACUUGGAGGAGUUCGAGAACUGCUAGGAAUGUGGAAGACUGGUGAAUGGUUCUUCAAGACCAAUGAACGUCGGUUAGCAUUGUUCAAUCCUCACACCAAGUCAAUUAAGGAUCUUGAGAUCCAUCACUGUCCUAAUGCAAGGUCUGGAUUGAUGCUUUCUAUCUUUACUGAGAGCCUCUUUUCGCUCAAUGGAAGAUGAUAAUCUAUUUGGAAUAGUUUGAGGUUUUAAGUUGAAAUAAAAGAAAGAAAAAAGCAAGGAUAACUGUGUUAUAUUGGCUGUUGCUUUACUAUUGAGUAUUGAUUGUUCUCCAAGUCUUUUACUUGUUCAUUGGAGUUUUCUGCUGGCCCUGUUAUUAUGUUUUAUGGAUUUGUCCUAAUGAGCAACCACUCAAUUUAGCUAAUCUAAAAUUGCUAGAUCUUUUCAUGUAUGCUAGUUGGCGAUAUUAGUGUUGUUCUCCUGCCUUGAAAACUUAGAAUGUUAUGUUAUUUAGCUUAGUUCGGUGCUCUGAAGGAAAGAUUUUAAACUCUUUCAAGU